UAAGGGCUCCCAGCAGCCCUGCAAUAUAAAGUGUCCAGCUCCCAGUCUCUUACCGUUGUCUAGUCGCCUUCGAACCAAAACUACAGAAACCAGUAACAACUUGCACCAUCAAGGCAUUAACCAUGAUGGACCCUCCCCUCUAUCUCUCUGAACCGACACGAAUAAAUACAGCAUCACCCCCACAAUUUCUUUUUGUUUAUUUAUCAUUGAUUCACAUUUCCUGUUCUCCCUUUCCCACACAAUCAGAAAAAUAAAAUACCGAGAGAAGAGGAAGGAAUGGCUGGCGCAGCAGGAAGAAACCUCAAUCUCUGCUUCAUCACUAAGAUCAAACGUCCACUACCACCUGAUCAUCAAUCGCCCUCUAACCCACUAACCCCAGAUGAUCACAGCCAUCCACUCCUCUUUAAAAACUAUAAUUCACUCUACGACCUCACCAUUGACCCCGCCUCCGCCUCCGCCUCCACCUCCACUUCCACCUCUUCCAGCUCCUCCUCCUCUGAACCUGACUUCGCCAGCGCCUACGCCUCUCAGCGCUUCUUUUUCUCCUCCCCGGGCAGCUCCAACUCCAUCAUUGAAUCUACACCGUCCAUUGUCACUUCCACAGAAUCAUCAGACAAUCUAGUAGCCCCGCAACCUGAUAGCAAUGGUCUGAUAAUAAAUCACUCCACUGGCAAGUCUUUGUUACUUGACGGUUGUAACAAUAGCCAUCCUUUACAUGACCAACAACCACCCCGAUUAUUAAAAUCACCAACCGUUAAAGACAGUAUGGCUGUCUCCACCUACUCACACGACCCGUACAUGGACUUCCGGCGAUCCAUGCAGGAGAUGGUAGAUGCACGCGACUUGGUGGAUGUCAAGGCUAAUUGGGAGUACUUGCACGAGCUACUAUCGAGUUAUCUUUCUCUUAAUCCAAAGAGUACCCACAAGUUCAUUGUUGGUGCUUUUGCUGAUCUUCUUGUUAGUCUUUUGUCAACGGAAAUGACGGAAGAUGGUGGCCGCCGGGAAGAGGAUUUUUCUUCCGAUGGUUGUGGGAUUUCGCGGCAGUGCAUAUAAUGUAGCAAUGUGGUGUGUCGGGAAAUGAUUGUAUAAUCUUUUAACUAUAAUUCAGCAAUAUAUACAUGUGGGGGACUAAGAUGGCCCUCUUGCCUUCUAUCACAGCACCUUAUCCCUCGCAACCAUCUUGCUUUU
Molecule: messenger RNA, 1188 nt
Organism: Populus euphratica (Euphrates poplar)
Lineage: Eukaryota; Viridiplantae; Streptophyta; Magnoliopsida; Malpighiales; Salicaceae
Product: transcription repressor OFP12-like
Exons: 1
Coding region: 277-1053 (258 amino acids)
Biological process (GO): negative regulation of DNA-templated transcription
Source: RefSeq, a predicted model, not a curated record